Molecule: messenger RNA, 3588 nt
Organism: Cotesia glomerata
Lineage: Eukaryota; Metazoa; Arthropoda; Insecta; Hymenoptera; Braconidae
Gene: anchor
Product: integral membrane protein GPR155
Exons: 8
Coding region: 344-2725 (793 amino acids)
Biological process (GO): intracellular signal transduction; transmembrane transport
Cellular component (GO): membrane
Source: RefSeq, a predicted model, not a curated record
CUUGUAUAUAUAAAUAUACUUAAUAAUUUUUAUGCAUCGUAAUAACAAAAUGCACAAACUAGCAAUAUCUAUAUCAGCUCUUUUGUAAAUCGUCUGAGAAUGACGCAUAUUACCAGUCAGUUGACAAUUAUUGUUUUAUUAUUGAUUUUUUGUCAGUCGUUCUAGAUUCAUAAUGUGCAAUAGUCGAAUGAAAUGACAGUGACUGCAAAGAAAAAAAAGUUCGAAAGUUUAAAUGAAAUAAAUGUAACAAAGAACAAUGACGUAUCUUAAAAUCAUUAAUUGACUAAACAAAUGAAUAUGUUUAUUUGUUCUUCUUGAUUAUUAAAAAAUAUAUUUAUAAAACAUGGAGCUGGAUAUACCAGACACACCUACAGAUAAUUUAUAUCUUGCUCUAAUACAAUGUUUUGCUAUAAUAUUAUGUGGGUACAUAGCUGGAAGACUUGAAAUAAUCACCAAAUCAGAAGCCAAUGGUCUUAAUACUUUUGUUGGAACAUUCGCUUUACCAUCAUUAAUAUUUUUAUCACUAGCAAAGCUUGAUUUUUCGUUAGUAAAUUGGAAGUUUUUAUUAGCUGUCUUUCUUGCCAAGGCAUGUGUGUUCCUGGUGGUUCUCGGAGUGUCUCUGAUAGUAACACGACCAACAAAUCCAGGUCGAGCUGCAUUGUUUGCAAUUUUUGCUACUCAAAGUAACGACUUUGCCAUCGGAUAUCCGAUGAUUGACGCUCUUUACGGUGAUACUCAUUCUGAAUAUGCAGCCUAUCUCUACCUGAUGGCACCGAUAUCACUGGCUAUUUUAAAUCCAAUUGGUUUUAUUUUACUAGAAAUAGGAAAGCGUCGUACAGGAAGCCAGCAAUCAGGAUGGAAACUAGUUGGUUCUGUAGUUAAAGGCAUCGGAUUGAAUCCUAUAUUAUUUAUGACAGUUUUGGGAAUCAUCGGGAAUUUCAUAUUCAGUCAUCAAAUUCCAAAGAUACUAUCAGUUAUACUAGAAGUAUUUGGUAAUGCUUUUUCAGCAAGUGCAUUGUUUUUAUUAGGCUUAAUGAUGGUAGGAAAGAUUCACACUUUAAAAGGCCCAGCGCUUGUUAUACCAGGAAUACUGAUCUCGGUUAAAUUGUUGGCACUUCCUAUGAUAAUAAGAGAGUCUGUUAUUUUACUAAAUGCUGGAGUUAACGAAACAGAUACGAGAGAUUUAAGUACAUAUGGUUUUUUAUACGGAACAAUACCAACAGCACCAGCGCUCUUUAUUUUUACAUUGCGAUAUAACAUAGACAUUGACCUGAUUGCAUCUUCUAUGGUUGCUUGUACUUUCCUGUCGGCUCCAUUGAUGUUUGUAUCUGCUAAACUAAUUACUGCUAUUAAUGACGGCGUGUCACCGGCCAAGUAUGCUCAACAGUUGAAUACAUUUUCAAUGGACGUGAGUGUUGCCUCAAUAGCUGCUUGCUUGUGGCUCUUUGUUUGCUUCGUUGUACUUGCAGGGAAGAGAUAUAAACGGCCAACUCAUCGGUGUACUUUGUAUUUGAUUAUCGCACAACUCGCUGUUGGCAUUGGCGUUAUAAUAUGGACUAAACUCGAACCCAAUGAAAUUGGUUCUUUUCUUUGGUAUGUUCAAUUUGUCCUUAUCACCGUUGGUGUAUACGCAAGCAGGAUGUGGACAGUCGUGUUGGCUGGGACUCUGUUGUUUUUAAGCUCUCGAACGCUGACAUUUGUACAAAAUAUGCAGAAAUGGAUUAUGCCUAUUGGUUUUAUGAUACCUGUAUUAACUGUAGGUCUUAUGUGUCUUAUAAUAUCCCCAAAAAAUCCUGAUGACAUUGACUUAAGGAACCCGAAUUUUCAAUUCGGUCGAGUACAAGCAGCUAUUUCAAUAUUUAUUCUUUUAUUUUGUUUUAUAGUAACACUUGGAUGUUUAGUGCUACAACAAAGAUAUCAAAGACGUCAUCAUGCUGAAGUUUAUGCCAGUCUUAUAAAUAAUAAUACUGAUAAUGCGGAAUCGACGAUGGUAGAAACCAGAAAUGUUGUGGAUGUAGAAGAUUUAAUACCUUCUGGACCAUCAUUACCAGCAGGUAAUUGCGUAUUAGACACAGGAUGUGGCUUCCAGCGCAACGGAUGCAUUCAAAACGACUUGGUUGAUGAACAAGACUUUGAGAUUGAUCAAUUACGAAUUGAUUCAGAUGAUCCCCAAUUACUUAGACACUUAGUUCUACUCAUUUUUCUUUUAUGCUCUAUGUUUAUUGGUCUAGCUUUAUCGAUUGGCACAAUGAUAAUGGAACAAAUGACUGGCGUGUAUGCAGAGCUAGCUUUUCUCGACGUCGCAUUUAGUUAUGGACAAUCGUUGAUAGUAUUUGUGAUAUUUGGAUUAGAUCCAGGACUUGGAAAAUUGGGAUCCUGGCUGAAGAAAGUUUGCAGAGAGUGGCGUACUCGCCAAAAAUUACAACUACCAGAUGAAGAGUCGCUUAGCGCGGAAACUAAAACAAUUCGCGAACAAUUUCGUCAAUGUCAUCUGCACGAGUGUCGCCAAAGAAUUUCUAAUUGUCGUAGGCGAUUGUUGAAAGUAUAUCAGGGCGUUUUUUCAGGUAGUGAUCUUGUUGAUUGGUUGUUGGAGCAGCGAUUAGUUCAGAAUCGCGAAGAAGCUGUGCAAUAUGGUCGUUGCCUUCUUGAGAGUAGAGUUUUACAUCACGUUGAUGGUACACAUCAUUUUCAUGAUAAAAAUAUUUUGUAUUCUUUUCGGGGCUAAUCGUUAUUAUUAUAAAAUAGAUUUAUAUAUAUUUAUGUAUUAGAUUUUUUCUUAAACAAUUGUUUAUUGUUAAUUGUUAUUUGAAUUUUAUCAACCUAACUAAUUUUCGAAGGAUUAGCGAGUAUUAACAAUUCCAUUAGGUUGAAUCAGUUUUAUUAUACGUUGACUUUAUUUCUAAUCAAUUUACCUGGACAGAAAAUGUCAGUGACUGAUUAAAAUAGUUACAAAAUGAGGUUUGCUUCAAUAUGAAUUUUAAUUCAUAUACUUCCGAGUUAUUUUUUUAAUAAUUUAUGCAUCAGAUCUCUUAUUAAUGAACAAAUACAUAGGUUGAUUUUUAAUUUAAUUAUGUGACUAGUUACUUAGUUUUUUAUCUGCCGGACAGAUAGAUGAAUGAUGAUAUUCUUUGUACAUCAAAUACGAUAAUAGUGAUUAUAAUAAUUUUUUAGUAAUAAUAAAUAAGCACAAUCAUAAAUAAAUUAACGCACCUUCUUCAAUAUUUAUAAAUGAAAGUAUUGUUGGUUGAAAUGACCACUUGAUAAUACGACGGCUGUGUGAAACGCUAGACAAUAUUUGCUACCUAACUGACAGUUUAUAGUUAUCCUCAUUCAAUCAUUUAAGUAUUUAAAAACAAUUGUGUUUUGUACUCAUAUAAAUUUUCUGUUUUUAAUUAUUAUAGUAAAUUUAGUAUAGAUAAUUUAUUUUAAUAAACUUUAUCAGCUACUCAUAAAUAUGCUUUUAAGGAGACAGAUUAUAUUUUAUAAUUAUUUUAAGUAAUGAUAAAUAAUUGAAAUAAAUGUAUGUAAAGUUUAAUACAAAACAAUUGUAUUCAUUUUAAAAAAAGAAAUAAAUACACGUCAGUAAAA